AAUUUAGUUCCCCGUCCGAAGUCUCUGUGUGUAGAAUCAAACCCCAUUCAGGGCUUCCCCUUGCUCUCUUUAUCUCAAACGUCUCAAACCAACCCUCAUCAAGCCCCUACGUAUAAGAUAAAAGUGAAAAUUAGCCAUCUAAUAGGUUGAUUUGUGUGAUAUUGGAACACAUAAGUGCGCCUUUUCAAGGGGAGAAGGGUGGAGUACAUAUUGGGAAAAGGCAUAAAAAUGUCCAUAAGACUUGUGGUGGCCUACACCAUCGUGUGGUCGGUCGGUAGCAUGAGAUCAGUUGGAUAUGGAGCACCAAUCCCACCGGCGAAGCCCCCAUCACCCGAAAUGUUUGCGUUUAUGAGGCGAUUUGGCUAUUUAGAUGCAAAUCCAUCGGAUUCGGAAGCUCUCUACAGUGAAGAUGCUGUGAUUGAUGCCAUUAAGAUGCUCCAGAAAUAUGGUGGAAUCCCCCAAACGGGUGCUGUUGAUGAUAAAACGCUCAAAUUAAUGACAUCGCCAAGAUGUGGUGUACGGGAUUUAGAUGGUGGAAGCAACACCCGCAGUGGAUGGAGACGGAAGCGUUUUGUUGUCGGAGGACGUGGGUGGCAGAAGAGACAAAUUACGUAUUUCAUUGCAAAUUGGUCAGCAAAACUCGAUGAGAAGGAAGUGACGGAGGAUAUGGGGAGAGCUUUUGAGCUUUGGGGUCAGUAUGCCAAUUUGAACUUUAUUCAAGUUUUCGAUCCAUCUGCUGAUAUUGUGGUUGGUUUUGGCACCUACUACCACGGCGACAGCUAUCCCUUCGAUGGACCUGGCUACAUUCUAGCACAUGCUUUCUAUCCAUACGAAAUGGGCUCAUAUGGUGGUGACAUUCACUUCGACAGCGAUGAAAAUUGGACAAGAAGCGAAAAUAUCACAAAUGGAGAAAUCAACUUUCUCUCUGUGGCCGUCCAUGAAUUGGGUCACUCACUCGGAUUGGGACAUUCUCCCAUUUACAAUUCAAUCAUGUUCCCCUACUAUAGGCCCACCCACAGCACCCCAAUCACCCUCGAUUUUGACGAUAUCCUCGCCAUGUAUAAUCUCUACGUUAGAGUACACCUACCGGGUGAUGACGAGAUGGCACAAACUCCACCAUCAUUCACAACCACGGAUAUAAUCCCAACAUCCACGUAUGAGACAACAAUCAUCCCGGAUACAUCCCCCGUGAUCGAUUCGAAUGAUAGGGAAAACGCAUCGUUCACAACUGAAUCGAUUAGUGUUGAACGUGAAGAGAGGCCUACCACACUACCAGAAAAUUAUUUUUCAUUUCACGGAGACUACGAAACUGUAGAACAGCACAAGACACGAUUCAGUACGACAGCAUCCCUAAUGACGAGUGAGAGGGCGGCUGGAACAUUGGUGCGGGAGUUACCGCCGCCGCCCAAUCUGUGCGAAGGUAAUUUCGACGCUGUCUCACUGCUACGUGGUGAAAUAUUCAUAUUCCGUGGCAGAUUUCUGUGGCGUCUCACAAAUAGAUUUCACAUCCUGCCGGGAUAUCCUGUCGACGUGGCUGAGGUAUUUCCCACCCAAGGCACCCCAUCCCUGCAUAUUGAUGCUGCCUAUGAGAGACAUACCGAUGGGCACAUUGUUCUCUUCUCAGGAAAUCAAUAUUGGCUCUACAAUGGUAGUCACUUUGUCGAUGGAAGUCCGAGACUUUUAACGGAUUAUGGGAUUGACUCUCAAGUUACCUCAAUCGAUGCUGCUCUAGUUUGGGGUAAAAACGGGCGAACUUAUUUGUUCUCUGGGGAUAUUUUUUGGCGGUACAACGAGGACACAUCUACCCUAGAUCCCGGAUAUCCCAAAAGUAUUGCUCGCUGGCAUGGAAUUUCCGACAAUUUGGAUGCAGCCACAACACUUGAAAAUGGUCAGAGUAUUUUCUUUCGCGGUGAUCAAGUUUGGUUGUACAAUAACUUCUGGAUUCGACCUGAAAUUGGAUACCCAAAGAGAAUUGAUUCCCUCCUGCAUUGCCACACACAAUCAAACCACGAUGCCUUGAGGAUGGAAACAAUAGCUUAUCCCUGGUAGACAAAUAACCUAAGGACAACCACAAUAAACUAAUCAAUUAAUUUAAUGUUGAAUAAAUUAAUUCAUCUGGAAA
Messenger RNA from Lutzomyia longipalpis, 2122 nucleotides. RefSeq names its product 72 kDa type IV collagenase-like. NCBI's taxonomy places the organism in Eukaryota, Metazoa, Arthropoda, Insecta, Diptera, Psychodidae. The coding region runs from base 229 to 2049 and encodes 606 amino acids. The transcript has 10 exons. Gene Ontology annotation, biological process: proteolysis; collagen catabolic process; extracellular matrix organization. Gene Ontology annotation, molecular function: metalloendopeptidase activity; zinc ion binding. The record is from RefSeq and is a predicted model, not a curated record. Gene Ontology annotation, cellular component: extracellular matrix.